Molecule: messenger RNA, 2235 nt
Organism: Effrenium voratum
Lineage: Eukaryota; Dinophyceae; Suessiales; Symbiodiniaceae
Source: the annotation of a GenBank genome assembly
AUGAAUGCUGUGGAUGACGACGCUUUCAAGAAGUAUGUUCAAAAGGCCAUUGAGGAGGUCAAGAAGGCUGGGCAUUGGGAUGACAGUAAGAUCCCCCAGAUGAUGCUCAACUUGAAAGGAGAGGAGGUAAAGCCUGUCUGCAUGGCCCCCGAGGGUUUCGUGUGGAUUUCAGAAGAGAACUGCGGAGGAAGAAGCUUGGGUGAAGAGCUGCCAGUCUUUCCAGGGGCUGGUGUCAUGGUCAGUGAGAAACUGGCCCUAGUUAAAGUGGGCCAGGACUGGGUAAAGGGACGUUUGGUGAAGGUGGAAGAUGUUCCGGACUACGUUGAGUCCUUGCGGAAGAGGUAUGAAGUGCCGACCCCAGUUCUCGCUGAGCUGAGCAAGGCGCUGGGCCCAGAGACUGCAGCUCUUGAAGUGGAGGGCGCCGAAGCAGGCAAAUCUCCGGAUGAUGCUCGCAUUUUGGCCGUCGACUACGAUGCCCAAGACGAGAGAUACAAGGAGUGGAAGGUCGUCUGCCAGGAGUGCGCAGAGUACCCCUUCAAGGACUGGCCGUUGGAGGGGCCAGUGUGCACUCACCACAUGCUAAAGCAGAUGCAGCGCGCAGGGGGCACGCCAAGGUCUUGGCUUCAGACCUGGGCCCGCUUCAAGCAAAUUCCUGAGAAUGAUCGCAUCAUGUUUGAAAUGCGGACAUUGGUGGAGGCAGUGGAGUACGGUGGAACCUAUGACCAGUUGAACCUGGCUUCCCUGGCAUCUUUUGAGUGCAUUUCAAGAAGGAUCAUGGCAAUCGUCGACGCCUUCGGCGCUGGUGGUGCGGGGAACCCUGAUUGGGGAGCUGCCAAGAUUUUUACUGGGUACAGAGGACCGGAGGACAUCGUGAUGCCCCAGCUAAAGCAGUGGGCCUCGAAGAAAGGCAAAGAAGAGGCCGAGCUGCACCAAGCUCGCACUAAGAUGCGGGAGCUUCGUCGUGGAGUAGUUACUGAAGAAGCCGCAGCAGCUGUUGCCGGGGGAGCUCUGCCUUCAGCUGCAGCCGCGAGGAGACCAGGGAAGAAGGGUGUGCGCCAAGAGGGUCGCCUCAGCAGACGGAGCCAGCAGAGGUUUUGUCGCAAGGCGAGGAUGCAAGAUGAUAUCCGGGAGACCGUGAAAGCGCUCAACUGGAUGAAUGGCUUUUCACCUUCUUUAGAAUUCGGGGGCCAGCCGGAUGACAUGCAGACGCAAGUCCUCGGCCGGGCCGUGCAUUUGACAAAGCUGGCGUGGGGCCCAGGCACUUUGCCCACGGUUCCACCUGAGGAGGCAGCCCUGCGGGAGCUGCUCAAAGGCAGAAGUGAGUAUGAGGACUCAUCUCUGCCAGUGACUUUGGCGCGCUUCGAGAUUGAGCGCAUCUCCUUGCCGGAGACGCUGGAAGGCGUCCCCGACGUGGCAGCUUUACUGCCAGCGGAGGCCCGUCAAUAUUUGGAGUCGCCGGAGCUUAUGGUUAGAGACGAAGCCCGGGCGGGCCUCUUCUUUGUUCACAAAAGUGACAAGAAGAAGAUCCGACUCAUUGUGGAUGCCAGACCCGAUCUGAAGCUUAUGAGGAGUACUUUCGUGAACGCGGCCUUCACUUUGGGCUGGCAGACGUCAAGGCUCGAGAGGAGCCGCUUUCGCAAAGCAGCAUCUACAACGGCGCGAGAGCACGCCCUGACCUCAGCCGGAUUUGUAAAGGACAGUCUGACAGAGCAGUGGAGAAGACAAGAGGUUUCAGAUGAGGACGACCUCAAGGUCACCAAGAAGAAGGAUGCUCUCCCGCGGCACAGAGCCACGUUAGAGCGGACCAGUCAACGCCAGGACUUGGAGACCCCCAAAGGUCGGUACCCAAGCAACUUCUCGCUCAUGGAUGUCGACAUAUGGACAAACCCCAGGGCGCGCCACUCCAAGAGGCCUCGUUCGCCUUCAGGGAGCUCGACCAGCGCCACGUCGCAGAUUGGGGACAGGGGGGCGGCCCUGAAGAAGCGAGCAAAGAGGCAGACCAAGCAGCUUGUCGAUGGUGCCAUGGAGAGGACGGAUCUCACCUUGCUCGAGAAAAAGGCCAUCGGGGACAAAAGCCACAAAGUGUACCAACUCGAGCUGGAGGAGUUUCUGAGCUUUGCGCGCCCAAGAGAGCUGAACGUGCAGGACGCCAACGUGCUCGACCGGCUGGUGGUGGAGUACUUCAACAAGAUCUACCUCGAGGGCUUCCAGUCCUACCGGGCGGACAGGCUCGCA